UCAAUAGACGAAUAGCAGGGAGGCCGGAGGCGCUCUCGAGGUUCGUGGGUGUUCUCAGCCCGGAGCUGGAGAGCCUUUGAGUCUGUGUAUCAUUGACAUUUUUUUCCCUAACCGUAGUGAAACGGUCGACACGCGAGUGAAACGAAAAAUGUUCCGUAAAGGAGUACGAGUUACGUACGCGUCGGCCUGAACGUGCCGUGUUUCUCGAACUCGAAAGAUGCUGCCGUGCAAAGCGACGACAGAGGAGGCGCCUUCGCGAAACUGUCAGGAAGAUCGUCGUCGUCGUACGUGAGUCAGUGCGCUCGGUGGAUUGAAAGAAGGCACGUCCGUACAAAAUGGCUUCGGGCGACAAUGUGGACGUGAUCGAGGUGGUCGAGACGAGCUUCACUGGCCCGGUACAAGCCACAGAGGAUCAUCUCAGACCGGAACAGUACACGGACGAGGACAAUAAAUCUACAGGGGAUAAGGUGACAGCACUUGACAAUUCGCUAAACCAACAUGGCACGAUGGGGCCCAAAACCCCUGUUGGGGUGUCGAGAAACAAAUCGGAGCGAGAGAGAAAGAUCGGACACAGAAGAGUUGGAGUGGGAGGUGAAAUCACGUACAAAAAGAUCCAAACGACGCAAAUCAUGGGAUCCAUCCAGCUAGGCAUACAACAUGCAGUCGGUGGUUUAGCAAGUAAACCAGAGCGUGAUUUACUGAUGCAAGAUUUCAUGACGGUAGAAACGACGAACUUCCCGAGCGAGGGAUCCAAUCAUACUCCUGCUCAUCACUUCUCCGAGUUUAAGUUCAAAAACUACGCACCCAUUGCAUUUCGUUACUUUCGGGAUCUCUUUGGAAUCCAACCGGAUGACUUUCUAAUGUCGAUGUGUAGCGCUCCGUUACGCGAAUUAUCGAACCCUGGCGCUAGUGGAAGUAUCUUUUAUCUAACAGAUGAUGACGAGUUCAUCAUAAAGACUGUGCAACACAAAGAAGGAGAAUUUUUACAAACGCUUCUUCCAGGAUAUUAUAUGAAUCUAAAUCAAAACCCGAGGACGUUAUUGCCAAAAUUCUUUGGGUUGUAUUGCUAUCGGUGUAAUAGUAAAAAUGUUAGAUUAGUUGCUAUGAAUAACCUUCUGCCAUCGUCGGUGAAACUGCAUCAGAAGUACGACUUGAAAGGAUCGACGUACAAAAGAAAGGCAUCGAAAUCAGAAAGAUCCAAAUCUUCUCCAACGUAUAAAGAUUUAGAUUUCAUGGAGCAUCAUUCAGAAGGAAUCUUCUUAGAAGCGGAUACGUAUAGUGCCCUAGUUAAAACUAUUCAAAGAGAUUGUCGAGUGUUGGAAAGUUUCAAGAUCAUGGAUUACUCUUUACUCGUUGGUAUUCACAACCUUGACCAGGCUGCAAGAGAAAAAGCGCAGGAGCAGAGAUUAUCAGCGAGUGCAGAGGAAGAAGUUGGCGAAGUCGGAGGUGAGAGUGUAGCAUUUACUCAAGCAGAACGAGAACGGGAACGAGAGGAUAGAAUAGGAGCCAGCGCCCUGAACCGAUCACGAAGCAUAAACCGACAAAGGUUGGUUGCGCACAGUACUGCUAUGGAGAGUAUUCAGGCUGAAAGCGAGCCGAUAGAUGAAGAGGACGAUGUACCCAGUCGAGGUGGAAUUCCUGCUCGCAACGCCCGCGGCGAGCGCCUACUACUCUUCCUUGGUAUUAUUGAUAUUUUGCAAAGUUACAGGCUCAAGAAAAAGCUCGAACAUACUUGGAAGUCGAUGAUACACGAUGGUGACACUGUGUCGGUACAUCGGCCCGGUUUUUACGCGCAACGUUUUCAAGAUUUCAUGGCGAAGACAGUAUUCAAGAAGAUACCGUCACUGGACCUGCCUGAGAUUAAGGGGAAUCAUCGCAAAUUCCGUAACCUCGUCACCAGCUACAUAG
This is a messenger RNA of Eufriesea mexicana, 1908 nucleotides long. It is a transcript of the gene PIP5K59B, whose product is annotated as Phosphatidylinositol 4-phosphate 5-kinase 59B. Gene Ontology annotation, cellular component: plasma membrane. NCBI's taxonomy places the organism in Eukaryota, Metazoa, Arthropoda, Insecta, Hymenoptera, Apidae. The record is from RefSeq and is a predicted model, not a curated record. The transcript is spliced from 11 exons. Gene Ontology annotation, biological process: phosphatidylinositol phosphate biosynthetic process. Gene Ontology annotation, molecular function: 1-phosphatidylinositol-4-phosphate 5-kinase activity. The annotation marks the transcript as partial.